UCUUUUAUGCUACAAAUUCUAAGUAGUUGGCCAUAGUAAAAGCAAAAGGAGAUCGAGAUUCUGAUUCUGAUUCUUCGACUAAAAAAGAGAACUUUCAUGCACAAUAUCUCCUAAAUAAUUCCAUGGAAGAACCGUCAAUGUCUAAAUGAUCAACUCACUAACCCAUAACAACACUCAGCUAAAUGCGUCACAUGCCUUCAUUCCAUUAUAUCUAGGAGAGAAAUCGAAUCGCAAUUCUCAAUACAACACAAGGGCAACAUUUCUG
This is a messenger RNA of Linum tenue, 265 nucleotides long. NCBI's taxonomy places the organism in Eukaryota, Viridiplantae, Streptophyta, Magnoliopsida, Malpighiales, Linaceae. The record is from the annotation of a GenBank genome assembly.